Molecule: messenger RNA, 3579 nt
Organism: Penicillium griseofulvum
Lineage: Eukaryota; Fungi; Ascomycota; Eurotiomycetes; Eurotiales; Aspergillaceae
Product: DUF3433 domain-containing protein
Exons: 3
Coding region: 1-3579 (1192 amino acids)
Source: RefSeq, a predicted model, not a curated record
AUGUCUGGUAGUGAUGGGGUAUGGCGCUGGGCACGACAGAUCGGGUUGCGGCAGUAUAGCGAGCGCGAAGGGGGGUUGGUCUUUUUUGGCUACACAGAAGAUGUGACCUCCGCACAAUCGUUUGCCUACAACUAUGUUCCUAUCAUCGUGUCCCUAGUGCUCGUCGUGGUAUGGACCGUCACCGAUUUCGAUGUUCUCCGUCUGGAACCAUACUUCCAGUUGUCCCGACCCGAGGGUGCCCCGGCGGCCGUUCUGUUCAUCAACUACAACUUCGGCCAAACUAUUCUGACUCCGAUCAAUGCCGCACGCCGCCGCCACUGGGUGGUUCUCUGGGUGUCGUUUGUCACACUCUCGGUCCGAAUGAUCCUUCCCGCUUUACAGAGUGCGCUACUUGAACUACGCGAGGCGACGGUAGUGGACUACGGAAUCGUAAAAAGCUGGCCCAACCUGGUGGAUUUGAACACACAAGCGAACUGGAUCUCAACCCAGGCCGACAAUACUAUUGAUGACAUACUUUCCUCAGAUGAUCGAUUGGGCAGGUCGCGAUCCUCCAAGUUCGCUGUGGCGCCCGUGGAAAUACCCGAUAGUCAGCAAGACGAAAGCAUAAUAUGGACUCUUGAUCAAACGCUGUACUGGGCGCAGCUUGGGUGUGAGAAUGUUCCAGUUGAGGACAAGCUCACCGUUGCUAUCAAUGAUCCCGGCGCGGCAUAUCCAACGAUUUCAUGGAACGCCAGUGGUAUUGACCUGAAUGAUGCAUAUGGAAGCUCCCCAAAAUGCCUUCUUGACUUUCAAUACGAGAGUGUCUUCCUCCCGGCUACAGAUUAUAUUCAACUACGGUAUUGGGAGCCCAUGAUCGGUGCCGCUGCCAAAGAAGCGUUUCCGGACCGAAUCCAAGCCUUCACAGAAUUCGGCUGCGAUCCGUAUGAUUUAUAUGGCAUGCUCAUUGGAGUCAAUAUGACUAGUUCAAACUCGACUUCGACUGCGAGCGAAUACUCUGCGUCCGGUACGGCCUUUGCCUGUGAUAUUCUCUAUCACAAAGCAGAGGGCCGCGUGUCUAUGCACUCCAACAGCUCUAUCAUAUCUAUUGAUAUCGAUAAAGCUACCAAACGCAAGCUUACAAAAUCCGAGUUCAGCAUCGAACAUUUCCAAGCUCUACUCUCUCAGCGCGCUCCGUUCACCAGUGACAUGCUCUUCAUCCGGGAAAAUGCUACCACGGGUGCUCGCACAGUCACUGAACUCCCUAUCAUCAGCCAGGAGAUAGGAGAUAUACAGCCUGUGCUGGUGCUUGACACAUCGACCGUCAUGGCAGAGACCGAAUUUGAAAACAAGAUAGAGCGGGAUGUCAAGCAGACGUUCGUGCUCACACUCGGUCGCCUGUUUGAUCCCGAUAGCCCGCCAAGGAAUGUUACCUCCUCACGUUUGUCGAACCAAGUCGCUAUCGCCGUUGUUAACUUCGCGGCGCUGUGGUCUGAGCUCAUUCUCAUCCUGGCAACUUUGACCGCAUUGUACCUUCUUUACAUGUAUAGUUCCCGUGAGCUGUUUCUCCAAAGUGACCCAGGGUCCAUCGGUGCCAUGUGCAGUAUCACCGCAGAUAUUUUUCACCCAUCGAACAUCCUCGCAGAGCCGGUGGCGGAAUUUCAUCAAUUUUCUACCCGGCAACUUCGUCGUAUCUUCAGAAAUGCCCGAUGUUACUGGCGACCGAGUCCUUCUGGCAAUAGGCUGGAUAUCCUCGCUGAAGAUGGCUCCCCUGUCCAGCUUGGAGAGAAUCUCAAAACUCGUGUCGAUCCGAUGCCUCACUUUCUCGUAAUACCUUUCUUUCUUAUUGAAUUUCUGGCCCUAGCUGGGGUCAUUAUCGUCAUCGGACUAGUUGUCUCAUCUUUGCUUCGAAACGGCCGCUUCCGCCACAUGACCCAAUCCGACUCGAGUGUGUUCCAAAUUCUUCUUUCCUUCCUACCGUCCGUCGUCGCAUCGUCCGUGGGAGCUUUGUGUACAUCGAUUCACCGCAAUCUCAGUGUUUUAGAGCCUUGGGUCCAUCUCCAACGCGGCAACGCGUCAGCAAAGACCUCCUUGUCGCUGAACUAUUCAUCCCACAGUCCGUUCGCCAUUUUCUUCAAGGCAGUCCGUGACGGACAUCUCUUGCUGGGCCUCGUGUCAAUUGCGUGCGUCGUUAACAUGGCUUUGACUGUCGUUGCGGGUGGGCUUUUCACUCAACAAUUGACAACCUCAACAUUGGACACCAGCGAUUUGUGGAUGAACUAUAGCCAGUCUACAUUUUGGCAGACCGACUUCGCUGCGGAAUUCACAGAGUAUGAUUUGAUUCAGACCAGCAUCAGCAGCGGAGUCCCUAUGUUGUCUUGGACUAGCCCAAAUCAGUCUUUUGUCCCAGUACACGUGACCAACCGUAACCCGGAUGUGACAUAUGGCGCCUCAACGCUUGGUGUUGGAACAGAGCUCAAGUGUCAGCCCCUUUCAUCUGACGCUCUUGUUCAUAAUACAGCCAACGGUCAUCAGCAUUGGAGAUAUAAACUAUUUGACGAUUCCUCCAUGGAAUGUAUGGCACGCAUGCCUGCGUUGAAGAAGAAACAGGAAGGAAUUUCGCUAUCUAUUCACUUUCUAUCCCCAGAUGAUGACGACGAAACGGACAUCUGCCAGACAUCGACUGUCGUGGUUGUCGGCCGUUGGGAUUACUUGGCGGACACCCCGAUCACGGAUAACAACACAAUUGCAUUGCACUGUGAACCUCAAGCAAGGCUGCAAAACUAUUCAAUCUCUUUCGACCAGAAGGGACAGAUCUGUCGGCACGAGCCUGUUCCCAAAACAUCUAUCACUCAUGGAACCAUGUACGACAAUGCAACCGUGAGUCUCGGCCAGUUCAACAAAGUCUUUGCUGCUAUCCCUAGCAACUUUGUAGGAAAUACCACCAUGCAGAACGGAACAUACAACAUAUCUUCGUAUGAUUGGGCAGGUUUCCUUGUCGCCCGUCUGUACGAGCGCGAAGACCCCAGCUUUGCCGCUCUGGACCCUGAUCUUCUGACGAAUAUGACUCAAACUGUAUAUCAAUGGGUCUAUAGCACAUACUUCUCAAUUUGGCGAGAAAUUUAUCUUGAACCUCUGGCCCAACCAGUCCCGGCCACAAAUGCCACCAUCACCCGCAGUACUUGGUGCAUGGUUCCGUCGGGCCCAUCACUUGCUAUCGCUCUAGCCAUCAUUAUCUUCGACGCGCUGGUCGUACUUGUUGUGUUUGGAACACGACGCGGUCGGUUCCGAGGACCACGAAUGCCACGCUCCAUUGGAGCCAUCAUCCCCUGGAUUUCGCACAGCCAAAUGCUUCAAGAUUUUGCCAAUACACACCAAUGGAGUAGUGCCGAACGGCAUGCUCAUCUCACAUCCCUGAACAAACGCUACGGUUUCCGCAUGUUUAUGGGUGCCGAUAACCGCUGGAGGUUCGCCGUGGACCAGGAAUCAGAGAAUCUGGAACCUCCUGGUUCCCCGGGCGGCACCCCAGAGGUAGAGGUGGACAAGACUACAUCGAUCCAGCUACAAGAGAUCCGACACCCACCCUCUCCUCCUCAGACCUGA